Torulaspora delbrueckii is the source of this 1554-nucleotide messenger RNA. RefSeq names its product GMP synthase (glutamine-hydrolyzing) (gene GUA1). The transcript has a single exon. Lineage: Eukaryota; Fungi; Ascomycota; Saccharomycetes; Saccharomycetales; Saccharomycetaceae. Gene Ontology annotation, cellular component: cytosol. The coding region runs from base 1 to 1554 and encodes 517 amino acids. Gene Ontology annotation, biological process: GMP biosynthetic process. Gene Ontology annotation, molecular function: ATP binding; GMP synthase (glutamine-hydrolyzing) activity; GMP synthase activity. The record is from RefSeq and is a predicted model, not a curated record.
AUGUUCGACACCAUCUUGGUGUUGGAUUUUGGUUCUCAAUACUCCCAUUUGAUCACUAGGAGGUUGAGAGAGUUUAACAUCUAUGCCGAGAUGUUGCCAUGCACCCAAAAAUUAGCUGAAUUGGGUUGGAAACCAAAGGGUGUCAUUCUUUCUGGUGGUCCAUACUCUGUGUACGAGAAAGGUGCUCCACAUGUUGAUCAAGCUAUCUUUGACUUGAACGUUCCAAUCUUGGGUAUCUGUUAUGGUCUACAGGAAUUGGCUUGGAUCGAUAAUUGUGAACACGUCGGUCGUGGUGACAAGAGAGAAUACGGACCAGCUACUUUGAACGUUAAGAAUCAGGAGAAUGCUUUGUUCAAAGGGAUCGACCAUUCUACCGUCUGGAUGUCUCAUGGUGACAAACUACAUGGUUUACCAAAGGACUUCGAAGUGAUUGCUACUUCUGACAACUCUCCAUACUGUGGUAUUGCUCACAAGACUAAGCAGAUCUACGGUAUUCAAUUUCACCCAGAAGUUACUCAUUCCACUCAAGGUAAAACUCUUUUGAAGAAUUUUGCUGCAUCCAUCUGUCAAGCCAAGCAAAACUGGACCAUGGAAAACUUUAUUGACACUGAGAUUCAAAGAAUUAGAACUUUGGUUGGACCAACUGCUGAAGUCAUUGGUGCUGUCUCUGGUGGUGUUGAUUCCACUGUUGCUUCCAAAUUGAUGACUGAGGCUAUCGGUGAUAGAUUCCAUGCAAUUCUUGUCGAUAACGGUGUUCUAAGAUUGAACGAGGCUCAGACUGUGAAGAAGACUUUGGUCGAUGGUUUGGGUAUUAACUUGACUGUUGUCGAUGCCGCUGAUGAGUUCUUGGACAAAUUGAAGGGUGUUACUGACCCUGAGAAGAAGAGAAAAAUCAUCGGUAACACUUUCAUCCACGUCUUCGAGAGAGAAGCUGCAAAGAUUCAACCAAAGGACGGAAAGGAUAUUGAGUUCUUAUUGCAAGGUACUUUGUACCCAGAUGUCAUCGAAUCUAUCUCUUUCAAGGGCCCUUCCCAAACCAUCAAGACUCAUCACAACGUCGGAGGUCUACUAGAGGACAUGAAAUUGAAAUUGAUCGAACCAUUGAGAGAAUUGUUCAAGGAUGAAGUCAGACAUUUAGGUGAGCUUUUGGGAAUUCCGCAUGAUUUGGUCUGGAGACACCCGUUCCCAGGUCCAGGUAUCGCUAUCCGUGUUCUAGGUGAAGUCACUAGAGAACAAGUGGAAAUUGCAAGAAAAGCUGAUCACAUUUAUAUCACAGAGAUCAAGAACGCUGGUUUGUACAAUAAAAUUUCUCAGGCAUUUGCUUGUCUAUUACCGGUGAAAUCUGUCGGUGUCAUGGGUGAUCAAAGGACUUAUGAACAAGUCAUUGCUUUGAGAGCUAUAGAAACCACUGACUUCAUGACAGCGGAUUGGUUCCCAUUCGAACACGAUUUCUUGAAAAGAGUUGCCUCUAGAAUUGUCAACGAAGUCGACGGUGUCGCUAGAGUCACCUACGACAUCACUUCCAAGCCUCCUGCUACUGUUGAAUGGGAGUAA